AAAGAGGACAUGGUGAGAGUUUUCGAUGUCAAACCCAGUGCUUCUGUUUAUGCAUCACUAAUUAAAGGGCUCUGCAAGGUAAAUGAGUGGAGUUCGGCUUUUAAGCUUAAGGAUGAGAUGUUGGAAAAUAAACUAGACUUGGAUUCGAUGAUUUAUUCCACUUUAAUCAGUGCGCUUUUCAAGGUUGGUCGGAAGGGGGAGGCUUUUGAGAUGUUGGAGGAGAUGAAGAAAAAUGGGUGCAAACUUGAUACUGUAACUUAUAAUGCAUUGAUCUAUGGGUUCUGUAAAGAGAAGGAUUUUGAUUCAGCUUUUGGUGUUCUAAAUGAGAUGGAGGAGAAGGGGUGUAAACCGGAUGUCAUUAGUUAUAAUAUAAUUAUUGGUGGGUUUUGUAGGGAGGAGAAACUGAGAGAAGCAAAUGAAUUGUUUGAAGAUAUGCCGAGGCGGAGGUGUGCUCCAGAUGUAGUAACCUACAGGAUGCUCUUUGAUGCGCUAUGCAGUGGGAUGCAGUUCAAGGAAGCGGCAGUUAUUUUGGAGGAGAUGAUUUUCAAAGGUUAUGCUCCUCGUGCUGAAAGUAUAAAUAAAUUUGCGCAUAGGUUGUUUCAAGAAGGGGAUAUGAAGUUGUUCUUCAGAGUUUUAGAUAGUUUGGCAGAAGGAAGUUUUCUUGAUGUUGGUACAUGGAGGAUUGUGAUCCCUGCAGUGUGCAAGAAAGAUAAGAUGCCCAAUGCCUCUGAGCUUUUUGAUACUUUGUUAAUGGCAUAAAGUGGUGAUCUGCCAAUUAGAUUAAGUUGGUUGUGUAUAGCUAUUGGCAGACUUUUACUGUGUUGAAGUUCAUUAUCAUGCAUUGGUAUGCAUCUUUAAACCUAUCCUUAUGUUCUUGCUGCUUGAAAUUUGGGUGCUAUAGACUUAGACAUGGUGAUGUUCUUGAGUGAAGCACCUUUGGAACCACAGGAGAAUGUGGUGCUGAUAGUCCGAUACAUGAUCCAUCAGAGUUACAUAAAUUACUGGCUAUUACUUCAAGACCACAUACAAAGGAAUAAUCUUUUAUUUGAAGUUAGCACCUUCUCUUUCUGCUGGCCUUACUAUUACUAGAGCAUGCUAUUUUUAUGUACCAUUCCAGAAAAGAACAUUGUCAGGAUAAAGGGUUGUAGAAUGUAGAAGACGAAAAAGGAGAUGAAUUUUGGGAAAUGGGAUGAAUUCAUGGAACACUUGGGUUCUAAUGUAACACAAGGGAAAGGAAUAAUUUCUAGCAUGGUCAAUGACCUUAGGCAGCCUUCACCAUUUUAAUCUACUAAAUUUGAUUGGGCAUUUUGGUGAGAUUUUGAUUAGGCUCCUCCUUUGUGACUACAUGUGUAAGGGGUCUUUGUCUAAAUUGAUGGUUCACCAAAGAAGCACCAACACUUAGUUGGGAGACUAGGUGGAAGAAAUCCUUGCUUAGCUAAGGGAAUCUAAAAUCUUCAUGUGCAUUUCGGUACAAAUGUACUUCAGUUUAAUAUUGAGGCCCAUAAUAUCCCCUAAUUGGGGUUUUGGACAUCUGAGUUUCUGAUUUUGUACAAGUGAAAUUGAUUGAGUAGAAUUUGAAGUCGCGGUUACAGACUGUAUCAAAGGGAAGUUCAGGGUCUAUUCCCAAUUGAUGAAGGGCAAUGAUACUUACAGCUUUGGUGUUGAGAUCCUGGAAAUCUCGAGCGCAGAAGAAUUUGGACUCCUCUCAGGUGUCUAUCUAAUUGUUAUGCCAUAAAGAUGUGUUGUGCCAUCUCAUGACUAUAGUAUGGAAGGCCAUCUGUGUCAACAGCAGCAAAGGCUUUAGAGGGUCUAGUAUAUUUUGAACCUGUCACCGAGGUAGCUUCUUAACUAUCUGCCAUUCACAAACUCAUGGUGAAACCAAUCCACUUGUUUCAGCUCUUGCAGUGGCAUCAAUCUGGUUAGAGGAUCUUGGUGACAAGUAUGUGAUGUUGUAAGCUUUUUUGUAUAAAAAAAAUUGUAAUGGGAGGAUUAUGCAUUUCUCUGAAGAGAUUAUUUUGACCAAAUAGUUCUACAUUACAAUUCAAUAAUUUUAUUAAAAUCUACUGAAUCAUUUACAUUAGAAAUGUCAACUUUUUCUUAGUUUUUAGUACAUACAUGUUCAUUACAUGUGCAGCAAUGUUUACAACGCCUUGUAAUAAAUUUCAGAUCAAUUCUUAUGGCA
Cornus florida is the source of this 2182-nucleotide messenger RNA. Its product is annotated as putative pentatricopeptide repeat-containing protein At1g53330. Gene Ontology annotation, molecular function: protein binding. Lineage: Eukaryota; Viridiplantae; Streptophyta; Magnoliopsida; Cornales; Cornaceae. The annotation marks the transcript as partial. The transcript has a single exon. The record is from RefSeq and is a predicted model, not a curated record.